This is a messenger RNA of Talaromyces atroroseus, 1287 nucleotides long. RefSeq lists its product as hypothetical. The transcript has 4 exons. Lineage: Eukaryota; Fungi; Ascomycota; Eurotiomycetes; Eurotiales; Trichocomaceae. The record is from RefSeq and is a predicted model, not a curated record. Bases 1 to 1287 code for a protein of 428 amino acids.
AUGGGCUUAUCUCCUGCCCAAGCUUUCACGAUCAUCGCCGUGAUUUCCAUCCUGCUAGCAUUCUUGCACAAGCUUCUUUCGCCAUGGGUAGAGCUUCCUCGGCUCCCCGAACAAUGGUUCUCGUUUCGGAGCGGUCUAGCCUGGACCCUAUUCAAAGACCGCGUUCAAUUCUCAGAGGAUAUGGCCUUGGACCAUGAGCGUGGCCUCGCAAUUAUCAGCUCAGACCCCGGACGGGUGUUUUGGAGCUCACUAUGGGGCCGUGCAAUUAAUUCCCAUCAACGAGGCUGUUUAAUGCUGUACGAUUACGCCGGCACAGGUUCUCUUCGAGAAUUGGAACUGACAAACUUUCCGGUGGUGUCUGAUUUCCAUCCCCUUGGCUUAGGGCUAUAUCGUGAAAAUGGGAAUGACCACACAAGGUUGUUUGUUGUCAAUCAUCAAGGUCAGGACAGAAGUAGUGUGGAAAUCAUGGAUAUAGACUAUGAGGAAGCACGGGCAGAGUACGUAGGCACUAUUAUUGAUGACGGCCAUACGAUAAGAUCUCCAAACUCUGUGUCACCGGUGUCAUACACCUCGUUCUACAUUACAAAUGAUCAAUGUCUCCUCCGCCGAAGACAUCCAGUCCUGUCCUUUACUGAAAGGGUGCUCGGUCUGCCGUUGGGAUGGGUCACAUUUGUCGAUUUUGGCACUGAGGCCCAACCCAUAUGUUCCAUUGUUGCAGGUGGUAUACCAUUCGCGAAUGGAAUCCUUGUUACGCCAACUGGGAGAGAGCUUCUUGUCGCUUCGAGUAGCACGGACAUUGUCCGAGUCUAUGAGCGUGACCCAGAAAACAACACGCUGUCUGGCAGUUAUAGCAGUGUUUAUCUGACCUUUCAUCCCGAACAUAUCAGCUUCGACAAAUCUUUAGACGUCAAGGACCAUACUGUGUUUGACCGAAAUGGAAAGUUCCUUCGCGGAGUAAUUGCAGCUGGGUCUCCUGACGCUGGUAGGUUGUUUUGCAUGGCCAAGGGGCCGCAUGGAUGUGUUGCACCUUCAGUGGUGGCAGAGAUCCGUCGAGGACAUGGUCUAGAUCUCAGUCCAUUUCCUGGAAGCCUCUUCAACCUGUAUAGUAAAUACUUUGCCCGGACACUCUACGCUGAUGAUGGAACAAACUACCCAAGCAGUACAUCGGGUAAUAUGGACUCCAAAAGAGGCCGACUUGUUAUUAGUGGGCUUUACGCAGAUGGGCUUCUGGAUAUUACGUGGGACCCGAAAGAGAAUUCUCAUUGGCAUACCAAGUACCUGGUAUAG